GCCGCUUGAUCGCCUCUUCCUGUUUCUCAUCUUCCUCAUUUAUAACCGACUGGAUACCCUCGAACAACUCUCGUAACUUCUCUACUUCACCUCCAUGCGCUACGCCGUACUAGUAACAGGCCCUGCAGGCGCAGGAAAAUCAACAUUCUGCUCAUCAUUUGUCACCCACCUUCAAACAUCAAAACGUACAGGUCACUUAGUCAACCUGGACCCUGCAGCAAACAGUGAUGCAUUCGAAUACGAACCUGCGAUUGACAUUCGUGACUUGAUAAGUCUAGACGAUGUCAUGAGUGAGUUGGGCUACGGUCCAAAUGGCGGUUUGGUGUACUGUUUCGAGUGAGUGAAUAUCUACUACAAAAUAUGGAUUGGCUUGAAGAAGAACUGGGUGGUUAUGAUGAUGACUACCUCAUCAUUGACUGUCCAGGUCAAAUCGAACUAUACACCCACCAUCCAUUCCUAUCCACCCUUGUCCGGAAUCUGCAGAGGAUGGGCAUCCGGACAUGUGCCACUUAUUUGAUUGAAUCACAAUUCAUGGAAGACAAAUACAAGUUCUUCAGCGGUGUCUUGUCGGCAAUGUCGGCCAUGGUAAACCUUGAAGUGCCUUGGAUCAACAUCAUGUCGAAAAUGGACCUUGUAACGAGUAAUACGGAAGACUCGGGGAGUGGACGGAACGGUAUACGAGCGACGAAGGAUAUCGCAAGAUAUCUUGACCCAGAUCCUCUUCUCCUGGUUUCCGCACCUGGCAGUAGGGACGAAAAGACGGAACGAAAUUCAAAAUUCCACGCUUUGAACCGAGCAAUAGUUCAAUUAAUCGAGGAUCACCCGCUUGUAUCCUUCCUACCGCUGGACCUGACAAACCCAGAUUCAAUAGAAACCGUCCUGAGUCAUAUCGACUAUACAAUGCAAUACGGCGAAGAUGAAGAGCCGAAAGAGCCGACAAAUCUUGAUGAAGGCGACUUUGCGGACCUGGAGUAAUCGUAGCCUUUAGUCCCGUGUGGUGGGAGUUGAUCUACGGGAGGGACGGAGCCCUCAUGUAUCUGACACACUGUAUUUGACCGAUUUAAUGCAUCCUGUAGCACUAACGACCCUUAGUUUACAAGUCUACCCUUAUCAUCAUCAUUUCCACAUCUCC
Somion occarium is the source of this 1132-nucleotide messenger RNA. Lineage: Eukaryota; Fungi; Basidiomycota; Agaricomycetes; Polyporales; Cerrenaceae. The record is from the annotation of a GenBank genome assembly.